Messenger RNA from Amoebophrya sp. A25, 10096 nucleotides. Lineage: Eukaryota; Dinophyceae; Syndiniales; Amoebophryaceae. The record is from the annotation of a GenBank genome assembly.
UGUUGAUCCUUGAAGGACAGAUCUUUAAGAUGAAGAUAGAUGUUUAGCAGCUAGAGUCGCUUCUAUCAUGCAUAGGCAUACGGAAAGCAUUUAAUAUUUAUUUUACAAACGCAUUUACUAGAAGGGCAGAACAUACAAGAAAUCUGUUACGAUAGCUCUGUAGCGGGAGCAAGACAAGAUCAAAGGAGGCUCCAAAUACACCCGACAAAGUGUUAUCACGACUACGGCAUUUCGAUGUUGACAUCACCUUCACCACUUAGCAUCUACUUCAUUAUCAUGGGAGUCUACACACCAUGGCGAUAAGGACUUCACCUUGGCGGGGCACGGGCCUCCAAAGAAGUAUGUUGACGGAUCAUGGUGUGAGAGAAUAUGUGAUACGCGCAAGCACUUCUCCUAGUCCUCAUUCAAGGACAACAGGUCGCACCUCUCCUCGUUCAAGGAGAGGCCGUGGAUGCAUCCGGGUCGGCACACAUGGACUAGCUUUUCUGCUCGAGAUAACUAGGACUAUAGACCCAGGAGGCCUAGUGUCUGGUACCUACUAUGUGGGCGAUUACAGUGGUCAUGGCCAUCAUGGAACCGAGGAAGAAAUCUUGGCUAGCGCAGCUGACGAUGAACUCGACAAUCAUGUUGAUACAGGCCCCGGUAGCAACGAUUCGGAGAAUGCAUUGAUAAGGCUACUUUUUAUAUAUAGCGGCUCCAUCAUCAUCACCUUCCCUUUCGUCACUCCUUAGCUUCUCAAAAUGUGAACAAGUUUCUCGAAUGGAUUCCCCUUCAAGAGAGUCCAAACAAGGCUUCUCAAGGAUCGACUACUCCUGAGCUCAGGGUGAUGAAAGAAUCCAAUUCUAAUGCUCACCGACUCUGAGGCAAGCACUGCGACCGCACUACUACAGCGCGAUAAGCCCUGCAUCAAGCAGGGUAACUUUUAAGCCAAGAUUGUCAAAUCAUAGAAUUUUCUUAUACUAUACCAUGAUAGUGAUAGACGAUUACUACUCAAUCUCAACCCUCAAAAGAAUGUCUCCCCUCCCGGUACUGGUGCUGAUGCUAUUAGGAUGGUCUCAUCCUUUCUCCCUACACUUACAUUAUAGUAUACUCAUAAGGUACGAGGCAUCUGUAUGAAUGAAGAAUUUGUAUUUGACAAACAGAAAAAACUGACUUCUCUAAUUUUCGCGAGGUUCGAAUGCGCAUGGGCAUGUGAAGGAAUGCGUUAUAUCAGCUGUAUCUCAAUCUGAAUUCGGCGUUCCGGAUGGAAAGAUGGAGGAUGGUGCGAUAGAAUCGAUAUCCUCUUCACCUUCAACGGCAAUCGGCUCCAUCACUUUUGCGGAAACGACAAGCGGCAGCGGAAAGAACAAGGGAGAGAACGGUGGAAAGGUAAAGAACAUUGCUGUAAAGACUAGUCUUCGAACUCUUUCUUCUCCUAUGUGUCGAGGAAAUUAGAUUUCAAUCCACUUAACUAAAAAGCCCGCCUACCAGCACUGUUCUCUCCGCUUCCCAGCUUCUUCUUCUUCUUUCUUCUUCUUUCUUCUCCUUUCGUCUUCUCUCUCCUUCUUUCUUCUCCUUUCUUCUCCUUUCUUCUUCUUUCUUCUUCUUUCUUCUUCUUUCUUCUUCUCUCUUCUUCUUCCUUCUUCUUCCUUCUUCUUCCUUCUUCUUCCUUCUUCUUCCUUCUUCUUCCUUCUUCUUCCUUCUCCUUCCUUCUCCUUUCUUCUUCUUUCUUCUUCUCCCUCCUUUUCUCUCCUCCUUUCUCCUCCUUCUCCCUUCUCCUCCUUCUCCCUUCUCCUCCUCUCUUCUCCCUUCUCCUCCUUCUCCCUUCUCCUCCUCUCUUCUCCCUUCUCCUCUCUUCUCCUCUCUUCUUCUCUCUUCUCCUCUCUUCUUCUCUCUCCUUCUCUCUCCUCCUCCCUCCUUCUCCCUCCUUCUCUCUCCUUCUUGCUUCUCUCUCCUUCUCCUCUCUCCUUCUUCUCUCUCCUCCUGCUCUCUCCUCCUUCUCUCUCCUUCUUCUCUCUCCUUCUUCUCUCUCCUUCUUCUCUCUCCUUCUUCUCUCUCCUUCUUCUCUCUCCUUCUUCUCUCUCCUUCAUCUCUCUCCGUCGUCUCUCUCCGUCAUCUCUCUCCUUCAUCUCUCUCCUUCAUCUCUCUCCUUCAUCUCUCUCCUUCAUCUCUCUCCCUCAUCUCUCUCCCUCAUCUCUCUCCUUCAUCUCUCUCCCCCAUCUCUCUCCUUCAUCUCUCUCCUGCAUCUCUCUCCUUCAUCUCUCUCCUUCAUCUCUCUCCUUCCUUCGUCUCCUUCCUUCGUCUCUCUCCUUCGUCUCUCUCCUUCGUCUCUCUCCUCCGUCUCUCUCCUUCGUCUCUCUCCUUCGUCUCUCUCCUUCGUCUCUCUCCUUCGUCUCUCUCCUUCGUCUCUCUCUUUCGUCUCUCUCAUUCGUCUCUCUCCUUCGUCUCUCUCCUCCGUCUCUCUCCUUCGUCUCUCUCCUUCCUCUCUCCUCCUCUCUCCUUCUCUCUCCUUCUCUCUUCUCCUCUCUUCUCUUUCCUCUCUCUUCCUCUCCUCUCCUUCUGUCGCCGCGCCCCUCAAAGUCCCCGCGCCCCUCCAGGGUCCCCCAGCACCCACUUGCAGGCGUUUGCGGUGGACUCUGGAGGGGCGCAGGGAAUCACAUGAAGCGAAGCCAAAAGAUAGACAGAAAAACCGGGCGGGGGCAAGUGGUGAAAGUCGCUAAAAAGCGAAGCACUUUCAGGACUAGGGGGCGACAAUAGUGGCCGCCUCCGUGCGGUUCUUGGGUGGCUUAGCGCCAUUCUGAUCAACCCCCUGCGGAAGCACCAGAGGCACAGGGAGGGAGCACGCUACGUCAUCGAAUCUUAACAAAAUGAGGAGGCGCGAGCCUCUUGGCACUGAAGCGGCAACCAGCCCGGCCCCCCUUGAAAAGCGCCACGAAAUUGAGCAAGCCCCUCGACUGCUUGCUGGGUUCUUGUUCACAGGGCCACUCUUGGAAAAAACUGAAGGCACCGACUCAGCCUUUUCUUCAGAGAUGGCCUCGCGAGCAGGGGCCCGGCAAACAGUGGAGAGGCCUGCGCAAUUUCAGCGAAACCCCUGGGGGGUUCUUCACUGAAAUACUUCAAAAGAGUGCGAACAGCGCCAGCAAACCCCCCCGACAACCUGCGCACACAGACACGGCGGCGCGCGUGAUGGUCUGCCCAUGUGGGGGCGGCCCCGUGCCUCUCUUCUUUGUAACUAAUCCCACUGCCCCGCGUGAGAGCCUCGGGGCGCCGGGUGGUCAAAAGUCCGACACUAAACAACACCAAAAGGCCCAAGAACGAGGGGCCCCCUGGGUGGGUUGUCUAAAGUCAGGCGGACGGGAACCCGGCCACCAAUGGCGUUGGACUCUGCGUGCCUAAAAGAGCCGGCUUUUUGGGAUCGCGGGGCGCCUGUCUUGGGCCGUUGUGUGUCUGUUUCGUUUCUGGGGUUUUUCUGCUUUUCUCUUGUUGUUUUGUUGGUAUAUUUGCGAGCGACAAGGGGGGCGCUUCUGAGUGUGGUUUUUUUCUGGUACUCUACGGAGGUAAGGUUCUGCCUCUAUGGAUCUUGAAACCUGCGGCAGCGGAUCAAAAAAGACGACCGAAAAAGCCCCCGCGAUUUUUCGGUCGUUUUUUUCGAUCGGUUCUGGUUCUGUAUGCUUUGGCUGGGUGGCUCGGCUCGGGGGUGUAUGUCUUAGGGGUGUCGGCUGAAGGGGGUGCAUUGCUGAAGCUGGUCAGGGUGACGAUAGGGCGUCGGCCUUCGGGUGUGAUACUUCUGGCCUCCUGGGUGUUUUCGUGCUGCUUUUCAGUGGGUUGGGCUUGUUUGUGUUUGUCUUCUGUUGCUUGGUCGUCUUGGCCCGCCCCUUGUGGAGGAGGGGCCGGGGGCUGCCUCUGCCAUUGGGUGCCCACACUGAGCCACGGCCUUGGGGCUUGACGAUUGGCGCAACAGCCCGCGCGGAAGUGCUGGGCUUCGCACUCGAAAGGCUGGGGGGACUCGGUAGUAGUCGUGCCUGGGCUCGGGGGUGGGGUCCCGGUCGACGGUUAAAAAACGGUUAAAAUUUUCCCGCCCUUUCUUAGGUUGGGAAAACUCGUGUGAUUUCGCCUAGAAAUCGGCCACUUUUGCUAUUGGGGUCGGUUUAGAGAAGUCCUGCCGAGUUUUGGAAGGACGUGCCGCCGGCUUUUUUAACCGUUCCCAAAGUUGGCGCUUUUUUAGCCCUAAACUUUAGCCGUUUGCUAACCCCCGUGAAUCAAUUUUAGCCGUUUUUUUAGCCGUCGACUUUCGCCGUUUUUUAGCUGGUUCCCGCGGGGUCUUGGGGCGCCUUCUUACCUUCGGGCUGCGCAGCCGUGGCGUAGACUGGGCCGCAUCUGACGCACCCGCCGCAUUCCGCUGGCAGGCCUCGAAGCGUGGCGUGGUGCUCGUGCAAGCUCCGCGGGGUUGGCUGGGUGGUGCGCGUGUGGACGUCGAGGCCCCGCGCCGACCAAUGCCUACCUGGAGUCAGUGGGGCUGUCAUGUCCACGCCAGUCAGGUUGCGUGGAUCGGGUCGCGCUCGCGUGAUUCUGGAGUGGGUGCCGGGGUCACAGUUCGCUGGCCCCUCGAAGUGUGGCCUUGAGUAACGUUCGCGCCGGUGAGCCUCGCGGGCUGGUGUGGUGUCGGCUCUUUGUGUCGGGCUUUUUCCUGAGGUGUCUCUCUCGAAGUGGGUGGGGCCGCUUGCUGGAGGCCGGCCCAGGUGCAUGCGCUAGACCCGCGGGCGCUUGUUAUUGCGUUGCGUUUGUGGUGGCAUGGGUUCGCUCGGUGAGGUCUUUCGUGGGUCUUUUGUGUCGGGUCGGUUGUUGCCCCCCGGCUGCCAGACCAGCCGGCGCGGGUGUGUUGUGGUGUCUGAAAAUUUUAGCCAAAGUCUAACCGCAUUGGUUGGCUGGGGGUGUGUCCGCCUGACUAAAGUCCCCCUGACUGUGGCGAAAAACCUGGCCACAGACUAGGCGGGUCUAACAGUGGAGAAAAUUCGGCCAAGGAUUGCAAAAACCCGGACGAAGUUCAGUCUUCUUAGGCAUGACGCAGAACACUCGCCGCCCACUGCGCUCCCGUCAGGAAAACACCCCUCCAAUUGCGAGCCAAGAACCUCGGGCACCCUCCAAACCCCCGCCCCCGCGCCCCUCCAGAAUCCCCCAGCGCGGGCGUGUGGCGUUUGCAGGCUGAUGCGGUGGACUUUGGUUGGAGGGGCGCGGGGAGGAAUCACAUGAAGCGAAACCAAAAGACAGAAAAACCCCGGGGGAGCAAGUUGCGAAAGUCGUGAACCUGAGCACUUCCAGGACUAGGAGGUGACAGCAGUGACGGCCUUCGUGCAGUUCUUGGCUGACUUGGCGCCAUUUCAAUCAACUCCCUGCGGAAGCACCAGAGCGAGGCAGAGGCACUGCGAGCAGCACGCCACACCGUCGAAACUUAGCAAAAAGGGGAGGCGCAAGCCUUUUGGAACUGAAGCGGCAACCAGCCCGGCCCUCCUUGAAAAACGCCACGAAGCUGAGGGGGUGCCGCGAUUGUUUGCCGGAUUCCUGCUCGCAGGGCCAUCUUUGGAAGAAAUCCGCGGACGCUUUCUCAGUUUUUAUUUCGUCAGAAAUGGCCUCGCGGGCAGGAGUCUGGCGAACAAUGGACGGAGAAACUUACUCAAUUUCAGCGAAGCCCCCGAAGAGUCCUCCACAUCCACUGAAAUACUUCAAGAGAGUGCGAACACCGCCAGCGUGACAAUCUGCGCGCACAGGCAUGGCGGCGCGCGUGAGCGGUCUGACCAUUUUGAGGCAGCAGCGUGGCCCCCUUUUUUUGUAGCUAAUCCCCCUCAGCGUGAGAGCUCUGGGGCGCCGGGUGGUCAAAAGUCCAACGCUGAACAACAUCAAAACCAAAUCCAAAAGGCCCGAGAUUGAAGAUAGAACUUCGGGCGGAUUGCCUCAGACCUCUCUGGCUACGGUUAUGGUGGAAAACCUGACCACAGAAAUGGAGGCGGCGUCUAAAUGGAGAAAAUUCAGCCAAGGACUUCAAAAACCUGGACAGGGUGCGAGCCUCCUGGGCAUGAUAUGAAUAUGCAGAACGGUCGGCGCCUACUGCGCUCCCUUUAGGAAAACCCUCCGUCCCCCAAUUGCGAGCUAAGAACCCCGGGCGUGCACCUUCCAAACCCCUGCGCCCCUCCAGAAUCCCCCGCACACAUUUGCAGGCUGCUGCGGUGGACUCUGGAGGGGCGCGGGGAACCACAUGAAACGAAACCAAAAGACAGAAAAACCAAGGGGAAACAGGUCGCGGAAGUCACUAAGCGGAUCUGCGCUCUCUUCUGGGACUAGGAGGCGGCGGCGGAUGGUGCUUGUUUUCGUGCGGUUCUUAGUUGACUUAGCGCCACCGUGUGACAUUUAUCCUUUAGAGUUUUUUUUUUCCGUAUAUUCCUCUUUCUUUAUGUACCCAACCCAACACUUUUAUUUUCCUUCUCCAGCAGCGGAGCAAAAAAAGCAAGAGCCGGGUGCGCGAGAGGGCUCUGAGACAGCGCGAGGCUGCAAAACAGAGCGGCGUGCUUGGUAUAUUAAUAUCUACUUACCAUGUGCUGCUCCUUUUAGGUGAAAUGUGUGGGUGGACUAGAAAUGAAUGUUGCGCCUUCCACGAGUUAUCGAUUCGAAAUAUUCACAAUUAUUUUUUUUGAAGUUUUUUUCUCUUCGAACUGAAAGCAGUCCCGAAAGUGUUUGUUGUUCUAAUAGAGACGUUUCUAGUAUCAAUCCUCUGUAUUGCAUAGGAUCGAUGAUUCUUGUAUUAAGGUAAAUGCGGAUCAUUUUGGUACAGGAUUUGGAUGCUUGAUGAGUCAUAAAUAUAAUUAGAGCUAUUGCAUUUGCUAUUCCCAACUACAAAACGAACACAGGAAAAGUACGAAAGUUCAUCAAGGGCUUGAGCAAUUGCGCUCUAUUUGCUUUAUUUGCGUCAGUCACUGCACUGGUGUUUGUCUACGGAUGAUGUCUUUUCUCCCGUUUGUAGCAGACCAGGUUGUUCUGAGCUGCUCCUUUUUUCCUUGAAGGAAGUGUAAAUUUGUUUUGCGGGUAGAAGUACUUAGCACGGGGAGCCUCGAUGGUCUGCCUCUAGAGAGGAGAAAAAACAACAUUCAUAUUAUCGUGGUCGCGUUGGUCUACCAGUGGAUGUGUGCGGAAGAUGAGGCUUCGCUUUCGGAGAUUGACGAGAAUCAGCCCCUGAAGGUUAAGAGGCAUCGCAAAUCUGGCCUCAUUUACUGAUUAAAGAUACAACUCAUGAUAAUGAUAUUACGCAAAAUGUAAAUAUGUAUAUGUCUGACCAUAUCUAAACCCGACUAUUCUAUUGCCACUUCUACGUACUGCGCUCGUGUCCGUGAUGUCCGUGUUAACUUUUUUAAUUGGUGCGUAUUUUUCGUCGACGAUCAUAUGUAGAAAAAAUGGUCAAAUUGUACUAUUAGUGCUCGGAGGAUCGGACUUUCUCGUGAAUUAGUACCACGCACUAAAGUGGGAAAGAGGAUCAUCAAGACGAAGGUAUCAGGCGGCAAGAGAGUAAGCGGCAAGAAAAUAAGCGACAAACAGGAACAGGACACGGCCUCCGAGAGGUUUGAGACGGCGAAGGGGGAGCUCGGUAAGAUUACGGCACAAAACGACUCGCCUCCACUGCUUCUUUUUCUCUGUCUAGGUUUCUGAGAAAAUCAUGAACUCAAGAAGUAAAAUGUUUUGGGCUCUAAUGAAAAAAAUGAGGUGCAAAAAAAGGUGUCGAAAAAUAGACUCAGCACGAUGAAGAAACAAGAAGACGAUGUUGAGCAGCCAAAGAAGAAAAUUAAGGAACAACUGCGUGGAACACAGAUGCAUCAUGCUGAUGAUAUCCACAUGAAUGCGUCAUCUUCAUCUCUGAAAGAGAAGAGAGUAUCAAUAUUAAGAGGAACAGCACGAUGUUAUUUCAUUUUCUCUUUCAGGAGAUGACCCGGACCCCUAAGAUAGAAGGUGACAAUGCUACCUAGAAGAUGCAUCUAAGAUAGAUGAUUUUCCAUUUUCUACAGGUCUAAGAAAAACUCAUCUAGCGCUCGAGGCUCACCGGACAAGGAUGCUGAGCAGCCGAAAAGGGGGAGUGGGGCUGGAGUGGAGAAACCGAGGAAGAAAAUUAUGGAACAAGUCUGCGGAAAACAGAUGCAUCAUGCGGAUGAUAUCCAAGUGAGCACGUCCUGUUUACAAGAAGUUUCUGUAUCGCGAUGAUCGUAGCUGGUGAAGUAGCCACAUGAUCAUCAGUGAGCAACUAUUGAGGCAGCUACAAAAGUAUAGUAGGUAGUAGGAGAUGCUGUAUUUUUGUGCCAGUACUAUUCCGGCGUUAGGUAGAUCAUGAAUGGCACCGCAGGCGUAACUUAAUCUACAGGUCAAUUGACUUAACCUCAGGAGCAGGUCAUCGAAGAAACGCGGACGCCUUUCAUAAUUCUCAUUUGCUAUUACACAAACUAACUCCCAAAAAAGAUCAGCGAUAUUAAAGAUACAAGCCGCCGGCCAUGUCGUUAGGCCGGCGAAACAGGCGCUAAGCCUUCAGCCACAAAACGGCGAAAGGGUGCACCUCUGGGAAGCUGUCGGCCUCGCAAAUAAAACGGAAAAAGUGUGCGCGUGUGUGGGUUUCGUUUAGCAGCACUCUCUGCGUGUGGGUGGCUGGGGCUGUAUGCGUGUGUGCCUGUGGCUGUGGCGUACGGUCGACGUCACCCUCUAGGGAGGCCACUUACGGGGAACCGCACGGGGGGUGGCCUCUUGUGGGGUCUACACUGGUCUCCUUGCAGCCACUGCCCCCCCGGUUGCCCUUGCAGGGAGACCAGUAAGGACCCAACUGGAGGCAGGGGCGGCACGGUUGGGAAGGCCUCACUGGGUGGAACACAACCCCCCGCGAGGUUUCCCGUAGGCCUCUAUAGAGGGCGGCAUCGACCUCCAGGGGCGGGGCCGUGGCUCGCUGUGGCUAUGGCUCGCUGUGGCUGUGGCUCGCUGUGGCUGUGGCUCGCUGUGGCUGUGGCUCGCUGUGGCUGUGGCUCGCUGUGGCUGUGGCUCGCUGUGGCUGUGGCUCACUGUGGUCGUGGCUCGUUGUGGCUGUGUGUCUGUGUUUGGUUUUGUGCGUGUGUGGCUGUGUGCGUGUGCGUGUGCAUGGCUGUGUGUGUGUGUCGUUGUGUGGAUGGGUGUGUGUGUGGCUCUGGUUCUUGGGGCUGGGGCUGUGUGUGUAGCUGGCCUUUUGAAAAAAAAGAAUGGCUUUGGAAAAAAGAUGGCCUUCGGAAAAGGAGUAAGAGUAAGAGAAUAGGUUUGGGAAAAAGUGGGCCUUUGAAAAAAAAGUCGGCUUUUGCAGAAAAAAAUGUCUUUGGAAAAUAAAGUUCGAAGGAAACAUCAAGUCCAGGUUAUUAAUAUAGAUUAGCACUGACCCUGCUUCAUUCCAUUAUCGAAUUUGAAUAUUUCUUGCUUCUAACAUGUAUCAGGACAAAGUUGACCCAAUGAAUUUUGAAAAACUGCUUCUAACACGUUAUACUAGAAGGACAAUAAAGGUGUAAAUUAUACAGCCUCUAAACCAGAGUCCGCAGGUGACCCGAAAGCGAGUCCGCGAGGCACGGGAGCACCGGCUACAAAGGGGCCAUCGAAGAAAACAUCUGCAAAGGAUGAAAAAGCCCCCCUACUAGUCGUACCGCCGGGGGUCGCAUCGGUUUCGCUACUUGACGGAACUGCCUUAAGGCCUUUCAUUGCAUAGAAAGCAGAUGAUGAAGUCCUCAGGGAUAUCUUAGGCACCCGCGCCUUGCGGAAUAGACACAAAUCAGCAAGAAAAUAGCUCACUUGCCUGAAAGUAAUUCACUUUCUUGCAAUUGAUGUUUCACACAUUUACUAAUCUGAGAUAUAAUCAUCUUCGUCUUUGGGGCUGUUUUCAUGAUCCAUUAUUUCCAUCUAUUUUCUGGGGUGAAUCAUGGGGCGGGAUGGAAGUGGCUUGAUGGGUUUAGACAAUGAAGGGACUUAUGAUGAAAACUUUCUAAGAUGACCAUCUCUCCGCGUGCAGUCUGUAGAGCCGAAACUAACAAUGGGCGCAGCGCUUCGGGCAGCACAGGAGACCCUCGAGAAAAUCGAAAAGUAG